AUGUGCGAUGCAGUGUUUAUCCAAGCAAAUGAUGCCACUGGGGACAUUGUGGCCCUGAAGACUCUUCGGGACCUGCAGGUGCUACUCCUCGCAAACACCCAGGUGAGUGGGGACAUUGCGGCCCUGAAGACUCUCCGGGGCCUGCAGGGGCUGGACCUCUCAAACACCCAGGUAAGUGGGGACAUCGAUGCCCUGAAGACUCUCGGGCGCGUGGAGGGGGUGUCCCUCGCAAACACCCAGGUGAGUGGGGACAUCGAUGCCCUGAAGACUCUCGGGCGGCUGCAGGAUCUAGACCUUGAAAACACCCAGGUGAGUGGGGACAUCGAAGCCCUGAAGACUCUCGUGGGCCUCCAGGCGCUGAGCCUCGCAAACACCCUGCAGGUGAGUGGGGACAUCGAUGCCCUGAAGACUCUCGGGCACCUGCAGUGGCUGUACCUGGAAAACACCCAGGUGAGUGGGCGCAUCGAUGCCCUGAAGACUCUCGGGAACCUGCAGUGGCUGUUCCUCCAAAACACCCAGGUGAGUGGGGACAUUGCGGCCCUGAAGACUCUCGCGCACCUGCAGCACCUGCACCUCGGCAACACCCAGGUCACUGGCAACGUCGAUGCCCUGAAGACUCUCAGGGACCUGCAGCGCCUGUACCUCGAAAACACCCAGGUCACUGGCAACAUCGAUGCCCUGAAGACUCUCGGGGACUUGCAGGAGCUGGACCUCAGUAACACCAGCGCGAAGGGAAAUGUCACGAUAGCCAUUCAGUGGAAGAAGCUUGAGAAAUUGAACCUCCGCGCAACAAGCGUUUCGGGUUGGAUAGACCCCUCCACAUGGAAGGGCUGCUGCCAACAGCUUCGGACACUGGAUCUGGCAGCCACGGGCUCAGUCGACCGUUGCCGGCUGAACGCAUCAAUAGAGGACCUGCUCUACCCCCUGCUGGACAGCAGCCUCGUCACCGUUGGCGCAUCAGCUUGUGGCCUUGUUGGAGAUGUCCCGCACCUAUCAGGUGUUGCAGCUCGAAAGGACGGGAUGGCCUUCUCGAAAUACUAUGGCAAGCUUGCGCAAUCGCUCCAGGUCCUAGACCUAUCCUCCAACCGAUUGGCCUCCCUGCCGGCUGUCCCUGUCGCGACGCGGCUCGUGCUGAGCCAGAAUGAAAUCCCCAUCACCGUGACCCCAUCUGCCCUGGCUGAAGCCUUGAGAAAGGGCGCUGAGGUGUGGUUGGAGCACGCGGAGGUCGCCAACUGGCAGGAACUGGAACUUUCGCUGCCAAAGGAGCUCCAACUACAAGAAACCUUCGGAGAAACCCGCGAGGGCUUUGCUUGCAAGCAGCUGGUGGAACCCUUGCUGCGGGUCACACCAAGUGUCUUCAUGCCGGAAAGGAUGUGUGCCUGCCAACCAGGCUACAAAGGGUCCGCGAUUCACUGCUCUCCUUGCCAAGACAACACCUACACCAAUGCCACCAACUCCGCACGGUGCGACCCAUGUCCGCUGCACAGCGUCGCGCCUGACGGCGCGGCCUCCUGGCGUUCUUGCCGCUGCCUCUUCGGAGAGAUCCAGUGGCAUCAGGGCGCUUUGAGAUGCCAAUGCCUCCGUGAAACCGCCUUAGUGGAUGAACCCGACGGAACGCUGUGA
This is a messenger RNA of Durusdinium trenchii, 1623 nucleotides long. The record is from the annotation of a GenBank genome assembly. NCBI's taxonomy places the organism in Eukaryota, Dinophyceae, Suessiales, Symbiodiniaceae.